This is a messenger RNA of Gopherus evgoodei (Goodes thornscrub tortoise), 1228 nucleotides long. RefSeq lists its product as uncharacterized. The transcript is spliced from 2 exons. The coding region runs from base 139 to 816 and encodes 225 amino acids. NCBI's taxonomy places the organism in Eukaryota, Metazoa, Chordata, Testudines, Testudinidae. The record is from RefSeq and is a predicted model, not a curated record.
GGUUCCCUAACACCUAUCAUAUUCAAAUAGAUGGACGGGGCAAGCCUGACCUGGUCCACCACAACUGGCUUAGUGUUCGGUCAUAACAGGCCCUAGAUGGGCCACUUUUCUUUUAUGUCUCCAUAGGAAUCAGUCGCCAUGAUUGCCGCCCCGCCUCGAGAAAACCCCCUGGUUACCUGGUUGAGAGCCUACGCCCUACAGGAGGUCCUCAUCGGGAACCUGUCAGAUGUCCCCCCAUCACACGAUUGUGUUGCCUGUACAAGACCAAAGGCCUCAGAGGGAGGGUCCCCCUUCCUCUGGGAGUUCCUCCCCCUCACGAACCUGACUCCACAGCAUCCAGCUUCAGCCUGCAACAACACAGACUGGGUUCAUCGGCCUCUGUUCACGUGCAACACCACCAGCGACGACCGAAGACCCAACUCAUUCGCCCCUGUUGCGGUGACAGGACCACUCCCAGCAGCCCCCUGCAUCGUGUUCUUUGGCUUCUCCAAUCCCACUCCGUUGGGGCAGUAUCCCAAUUGCACCCAAUGGUUCAUAGGACCUCGGCCUAACUCAAACCCCAAGAAAGGAAGCUCAAGAUACCGCACUGAGUUCACCAGGACAAGUGUGGCUCUGUGGGAACAACAUUGCCCGGACUGCUCUACCCGCAUUCCCAAAGGGGGUAUGUGCCAUCGGGCAACUCGUCAUAAAGGGAGGAGGGCUCUUUCACCACCGUCGCCCCUUCUUCUCCUCACCACGCAAACGACGAACAGCCACCGCAUGGGAGCGACUCAAGUCAGCCACCGAGAUGGUCAUAGGAGGGUACAUACAGUUUAACCCCCUCUCAUACAGUUUAACUUUACAGCAAAUCCGUGGACUGUCGCUUGGUCUGGAAGCCCUCACCAACAUCACAGCAGAAGGACUUCGUCGAACCAGCGACGCCCUCACUAUCCUAGCCAACUACGCCGAGCAGAACCGUCUUCUGAUCCAGACCAUCCUACAGAAGGACUUUUGUGUCGCCUUGGAGGACCUCGAUCCUCGCUUUAAAGGACAAUGUUGCCUGCGCCUUCAGCCUGGGUGGAACAAUGUCUCAGCCGUGGCUGACCAACUAUCCUCCCUCGCCGUCCAGAUUCGUAAAGAGCGUAAGCAGUGGGAUUGGUGGCAAGCUCAGUGGUCCAGCUGGGGGUUGGGGACCUGGGCUCAGUCCAUCAAGCAGUGGCUUAUCACUGUGGCUAUUGUUCUUGUGGCC